AUGCCGGUGCGAAGAGGACACGUCGCGCCGCAAAACACUUUCCUCGACACCAUCAUCAGGAAAUUCGAAAGUCAGAGUAGAAAGUUCAUCAUAGCCAAUGCGCGGGUGGAGAACUGCGCCAUCAUCUUCUGUAACGAUGGCUUCUGUCACAUGUGCGGCUACACCCGGGCGGAGAUCAUGCAAAAGCCCUGCACCUGUAACUUUCUGUACGGCCCACACACCAAGCGGCUGGCCAUCGCGCAGAUGGCGCAGGCGCUGCUGGGCUCCGAGGAGAGGAAGGUGGAGAUUGCACUCUACAGGAAGGACGGUGUGUGUUUCCUGUGUUUGGUGGACGUGGUUCCUGUAAAGAAUGAAGAUGGCGUGGUGAUCAUGUUUAUUCUGAACUUCGAGGUCAUGCCUGACGAUAAGCUACACGACCCCCAGGAUCUCAAUCACAAGCUGCCUCUGCUGUGGCGCCAUUCAAAUCGAGCUCGUGGCAUCCGCUUACGCCUCCCGCUUCUGAACUCCAGAAAUAACAGUAAAUCUUCUCUGCGGGAGGAUCCUGAAGCGGGACGAGGGGCCAGUUUCCCUAGCAGCUCUCGUCCACAGAGCCACGAGUCUCUAGCGUUGGGUGAACUUCUGUCUCUGCCUGAACACCACGCCACUGCAGCCCCGCCAUCAUCACUGCUGCCCGAAGACCAGCGCAACCUGCUGGGCAGCGCCGCCGCCUCCCCUCCACCAGCCCCUCCGCACCCCUGCACGCUGCCUCUGGGUCAUUCGUCCCCACGCCCACAGCGCCUCAAUCCGGAGGCCUCCGUCUCCAACUGCAGCCUGACCAACAGCCGCUCGCGGGAGAGCUUUCACAGCAUGCGCCGCGCGUCUUCAGUGGACGAUAUCGAGGCCAUGAGGCCCGAGUGGGAGAGGAAACACCGCACCCGACCCACCAGCUGCAGCACGGGAGCCAUGAACAACAAGUCCAACAUCCUGAACUCUACCUCUGAUUCGGAUCUGAUGCGUUACCGCGCCAUCAGCAAGAUCCCGCAGAUCACACUCAACUUUGUGGACUUUAAACCGGACCCUCUCAUCGCCCUGCCGGCUGGAGAAAUGGACAUCAUCGCGCCCUGCAAACUGAUCGACCGCACACACAACGUCACGGAGAAGGUCACACAGCUAGAGAAGCAUCACCAUGAGAUUGUGGCGUCCCAGAUGAAAGGCGCUUUUGCUCAAGGACAGUUUUUAAAGGAAGCUGCUGAUGUUGGUCUGAUGCAAUGA
This is a messenger RNA of Danio aesculapii, 1251 nucleotides long. RefSeq names its product potassium voltage-gated channel subfamily H member 2-like. The transcript has 6 exons. Gene Ontology annotation, biological process: regulation of ventricular cardiac muscle cell membrane repolarization; potassium ion transmembrane transport; membrane repolarization during action potential. Gene Ontology annotation, molecular function: inward rectifier potassium channel activity. The record is from RefSeq and is a predicted model, not a curated record. The coding region runs from base 1 to 1251 and encodes 416 amino acids. NCBI's taxonomy places the organism in Eukaryota, Metazoa, Chordata, Actinopteri, Cypriniformes, Danionidae.